Morus notabilis is the source of this 617-nucleotide messenger RNA. Its product is annotated as auxin-responsive protein SAUR64. Lineage: Eukaryota; Viridiplantae; Streptophyta; Magnoliopsida; Rosales; Moraceae. The transcript has a single exon. Gene Ontology annotation, biological process: response to auxin. Bases 61 to 540 code for a protein of 159 amino acids. The record is from RefSeq and is a predicted model, not a curated record.
UUGAGCUCCCUCAAAACUAGCUUAUUUUUUAGCAUCUUCUUCUUUGAAAUACAAGCAAACAUGACGAUAUUGAUCGGAACCAAAAAGCUCGUCAAAAUGGCGAGGACGUGGCAACGACUUGUCGCUAUAAGUGGGAAGAGAAUUACAUUGCCAAGGCCAUCGAACCAAGAAGCCGAUGCAAGCGGCGGCGGCGGCGGCGGCACAUCAACAUCAACGGCUGAGAAGGGUUGCUUUGUUGUAUAUACCACAGAUUCGAGACGAUUUGCUCUUCCUUUGGCGUAUCUUAAGAGUGGCAUCUUUAGAGAGAUUCUUAAAUUGGCAGAAGAAGAGUUCGGAUUGCCAAGCAAUGGACCUCUCACUUUGCCUUUCGACGCGGUCUUUAUGGAGUAUUUACUUUCAUUGAUCCGGAGAAAUGUAGCUAAUGAUAUUCUUGAGAAAGCAUUAUUGACAACGUCCACGUCAAAUGGUCGUUGCUUCAGCUCAUCUUCCUACCUUCACCAAGAACAAGAAAAUCCACGAUUAGUGCUCUGCGGAUUCUGAGCAGUAUCAUUUUUUUUUUCUGUCAUUAAUUUGUAAUCAUCAUACUACAUAGCGAAUUGAUAUGUUUAAUAUUCAUU